AUGACUAUCCGACGCCUCAUACUGGAAACUAAUAUGUCUGGCGCUACCACUGGCGUUCACAAUAGCAGCGACAAACACAACGACCAAACGCAACCAAAAUACCCAAUUGACCUUUUCCGCGGCUGGCCCAACCCCGCUCUCUUACCUGUCAACUCCCUCGCCCAGAGCGCCGCUACAGUUCUCUCGUCGCCCCCAAUCUAUGAGCCCGGUCUCCAAUACGGUCCUGAUGAAGGAUACGGCCCAUUGAGAGACCACAUAGCCUCGUGGCUCACUUCCUUCUAUCGCGCCGACGACUCACCGUUACAAAAAGAUACCAAUCCAAUCACCGCUGAUCGCAUAUGCAUCACAGGCGGCGCAAGUCAGAAUUUAGCGUGCAUAUUACAGGUUUACACGGAUGCGGUGUAUACGAGGAACAUAUGGAUGGUUGCGCCGACGUACUAUCUUGCAUGCAGAAUAUUUCAUGAUGCGGGGUUUAUGGAGAGGUUGAGAGGGGUGCCGGAGGAUGAGGAGGGGAUUGACUUGGAGUUUUUGGAAAGGGAGUUGCAGGAGGCGGAGGAUAAGGCUAUGGUGGAGGGGAAUAAUAAACCGUUAUAUACUCUGCCACGACCAUGGAGCAAAAUAUAUAAACACGUCAUAUAUCUCACGCCAACGUUUGCGAAUCCCUCGAUGAAAGUGGUCUCGCUGCGGCGACGGGAAGGUCUGGUUCGACUAGCCCGACGGUUCGAUGCGCUCAUUAUAGCCGACGACGUCUACGAUUUUCUGCAAUGGCCUUCGAACCCAGAUGCUCCAGAUGUCAAGGAAACAGCCUCAAUACCGCGCAUACUUGAUAUGGACGGGUAUCUUGAUGGCGGACCGAUAGACGACUUUGGUAAUGCAAUAAGCAACGGCAGCUUUAGCAAGUUGGUUGGACCCGGGAUGCGCGUUGGAUGGGCCGAGGGGACGGAGAAAUUCGCAUAUGGGUUAUCACAGGCAGGAUCAUCACGAUCCGGUGGCGCCCCAUCGCAAUUAUCAUCCACAUUUGUGGACCAACUCCUACCAACAGGCAUACUGCAACAACACAUUAAACAAGAACUUGUCCCCGCAUACAGAGCACGCUACAAUCGACUGAUGGCCGCUAUAAGAGAGCAUCUUCUACCACUAGGAUUCAAACUGCCCCCAGGCAAUCAACCCAUCUCGGGUGGGUUUUUCAUCUGGCUUGAUCUACCAUCACCGUUGACGGGUGAUUUGCUAGCGCAGAGAGCGUUGGCUGAUGAAAUGUUGAGGAUUGGGAGUGGGACGUUGUUUCAGGUUCAGGGUGAUUGUAGUGAGGAUCAUAGGACAUUUCAGGGUAGUAUUCGGUUGUGUUUUGCGUAUGAGCGGUUUGAGUUGCUCUAUGAGGGGGUUGAGCGGUUGGCUGCUGUGGCACGUCUGUAUAUUGUGAGAGGUGCUUUGAUAGAGGUAUCAUCGCACGAUCCAGGCCAACAAACGGGCUUUGAGGAUCUUUUAGGGGAAAUCAUUUCUCGCCCUCUUCCUCUCUCUUCCUCUUCUCUUCCCUCUUCUCUGUGCCGUAUUGUUCGACUUCAUUUAUUUUCCUUUCUAUUUUAUCUUCGCCAUUCAUUCUUUUGUGGCUGGUGUCCGCAGUCGUUCUCUCCUUCCCUUCGAUUCUACACAACGAUUUACUGUCCCGGCGGCAGCUGGCUUUGGUCAUUGAUUGCACGUGGAGUGCAUACACAUUGGACUAGCGACAUUUUCUUCAAUCAACUUAGAGAAGCCAUUUACCACUCGUUCAACAAUAUCUGCCGGUCAGAUCGUGUUUUAAAACCUCACUGGCUCAAUACAAACGACGCAAUGUUUCUCGUCAAGAUUCUGUUGCUCCUUGGCUUUUCAGCCAUGUUGCAGGCUGCGCCUACACCCCAGACCGGCAUUACUGCUUCAUCAUCUGGGUUUUGGAUGGCCAAUAUUCAGCGACAGGGUAGCGUGGCGUUUGGAAACUCGUCUACCUACCAGGUCUUCCGUAAUGUCAGGGAUUUCGGUGCCAAGGGCGACGGCUCAACUGAUGACACUGAUGCCAUCAAUAGUGCUAUCUCUAGUGGUGAUCGAUGUGGCUUGGGAUGCGACUCGUCAACAACAACCCCCGCCAUCGUCUACUUCCCCCCUGGAACAUAUGUUGUAUCAAAGCCGAUUAUUCUGUACUACUACACGCAACUCAUUGGUGAUGCUGGUGACUUACCUGUUAUUAAGGCGGCUGCUGCCUUCACCGGCAUGGCUGUCAUUGAUUCUGACCCAUAUACGGACACAGGCGACAACUGGUACACCAACCAGAACAACUUUUUCCGUCAGGUUCGCAACUUCGUUAUUGAUCUUACUUCUAUGCCUCAAAACGUAGGAGCUGGCAUCCAUUGGCAAGUCGGUCAAGCUACCAGUCUUCAAAAUAUCCGGUUCGAGAUGAUCAAAGGAGGCGGUGACGCCAACAAGCAACAAGGCAUCUUCAUGGACAACGGCUCUGGCGGUUUCAUGAGCGAUUUGACCUUCAACGGUGGCAACUACGGAAUGUUCUUGGGAAAUCAGCAAUUUACGACCCGCAACCUAACAUUCAAUGGUUGCAACACCGCCAUUUUCAUGAACUGGAACUGGGCCUGGACCUUUAAAUCCGUCACUGUCAAUGACUGUGCGGUCGCUCUGAACAUGUCUAACCGCCCAUCGAACCAGACCGUUGGUUCAGUCAUGAUGCUGGACAGCACUCUCUCCACAACCGACCAAGCCAUCGUUACUGCUUGGGCUCACGACAGCGUUCCUCCCGGUGCCGGUACUUUGAUCUUAGACAACGUCGAUUUUAGAGGAUCCAGCAUCGCUAUUGCCGGCAUUGACGGAGAGACGAUUCUACCAGGUGGCUCUGUCAUACAGUCCUGGGUCCAAGGCAACACAUAUACAAGCGGCUCUACCCCCAGAAAACGUGAUCUCCAAUCUACAAACAUCGAAGACGAUACCUGCCCGGCUCCAGAGAUUGUCACCGUGACUGUUUACCAGACUCUCGGCAAUGGUGCGUCACAUUCCACAUCCACGCCAAUUGCCUCGGCUGCUUCUGGUACCUCCGUAGCCUCGCGACUUAGCUCUGCUCAUUCAGACUCCGCAUCUGGAUCUGGAGCUGUUGCUGCAGCUUCUUCCAAGUCUGCUACAUCUGCUACUGGCGGGGCCUCUACUGGUAAAGCUUCUCAGACUGUUCCAACAAGAACUCCCGCUUCUGGCACAUCUAUUCCUGAUUCCGGUUCUUCGCUACGCACCGCUGGCUCAACCGGCAAAUCUCAUUCCCCUGUACCUCCAGGUAGUACCUGCCCGGCCCCUUCUCCAACUAAGUCCCGGGUUCAAGAAACUAGAGCUCCCGUCAGCAAGCCUGCCGCUCUCGUUGAUGGCUCUGGUAAAGUCUUUGAGCGCUCCAAACCCCAGUAUGAGACUGUUCCUGCCUCAUCUUUCGUCAGCGUCAAAUCUGCCGGAGCCAAGGGCGACGGUAUGACUGAUGACACUGUUGCCAUUCAAAGGGUCCUCGAUAGUGUGACUUCCGAUCAAAUUGUCUACUUCGACCAUGGUGCUUACAUCAUUACCUCUACUAUCAAAGUCCCCAAAGACAUCAAGAUAGUCGGUGAAAUCUGGCCCCUUCUCAUGGCAUCCGGAGCUGCUUUCUCAGAUGAGAACAACCCUAUUCCUAUGCUUCAAAUUGGUGAACCUGGUGACUUUGGUAGCGUAGAAAUUCAAGACCUCAUCCUCGAAACUAAAGGCCCUGCUCCAGGUGCCAUCCUCAUGGAGUGGAAUGUCGCUGGUUCUUCUCAGGGAUCUGUUGCAAUGUGGGAUGUUCAUUUCCGUGUUGGUGGUUCUGCAGGCACAGAACUACAGAGCAAUACUUGCACCAAAAAUCCUACUUCCGAACACGGAGCAAGUGAUGCUUGUAUUGGCGCUUUUAUGCUUUUCCACGCGACGCAGUCAGCUAGCGCUUAUGUCGAGAACUGUUGGUUCUGGGUCGCUGAUCAUGAGCUUGACCUCCCUGAUCACAACCAAAUUGACAUCUACAAUGGACGUGGUGUUCUCCUAGAGAGCCAGAAUGCCGUCUGGAUGUACGCCACUGCCGCUGAGCACAGUCAACUGUAUCAAUAUCAGCUCAGUGACGCCAAGAAUGUUUUCAUGGCUUUAAUCCAAACGGAGACACCAUACUGGCAAUCCAACCCCGGUGCUCUCAAACCUUUUAAACCCCAAACCAGUUUUAACGACCCAGACUUCUCAAUCUGCACGACUGAAAGCUGUCGCAAAGCCUGGGGUCUUCGUGUUUUCUCGUCUUCUGAUAUCUUAAUCUAUGGAGGCGGGCUUUACAGCUUCUUCGAGAACUACGACCAAACUUGUUUGGCUACCGAAUCCUGUCAAGAGAACAUCGUCCAGGUUGAUUGUUCAAGGAUUUCUAUCUUCGGUCUCAGCACCAAAGCUAGUACAAACAUGAUCACGUCGUCAGACGGUACACCCUUAGCCCUGCAAGAAGAUAACACAAGCUCUUUUACUUCAGCGCUAGCGUUGUUUGAGCAAUAA
This is a messenger RNA of Talaromyces marneffei, 4548 nucleotides long. RefSeq lists its product as uncharacterized. NCBI's taxonomy places the organism in Eukaryota, Fungi, Ascomycota, Eurotiomycetes, Eurotiales, Trichocomaceae. The record is from RefSeq and is a predicted model, not a curated record. Gene Ontology annotation, molecular function: pyridoxal phosphate binding; L-2-aminoadipate:2-oxoglutarate transaminase activity. Bases 1 to 4548 code for a protein of 1515 amino acids. The transcript has 11 exons. Gene Ontology annotation, biological process: biosynthetic process.